Messenger RNA from Pseudocercospora fijiensis CIRAD86, 1363 nucleotides. RefSeq lists its product as uncharacterized. The coding region runs from base 180 to 1277 and encodes 365 amino acids. NCBI's taxonomy places the organism in Eukaryota, Fungi, Ascomycota, Dothideomycetes, Mycosphaerellales, Mycosphaerellaceae. The record is from RefSeq and is a predicted model, not a curated record. The transcript has 2 exons.
CGACGUCUUUCCUUUGACAUCGCUCGGCGCUCGCGAGUACCUAGACAUCAACGGGACACGCGACCAAACACGCCUACGCCUACGCCUACCCCUUCGCCUACGCCACCUUUCUGUCGGCAUACAUUCUUUUGGGAGAGCAGCCUUUCUUCCACCGCGCUCCGCGACAAGACUUCUUGGAUAUGUCUGCAGCAACGAGGCUGCCGGCAGUCGCAGGCGCUCUGACAGUGACAGGAGGAGUGAUAGCAUUCUUCUCACAUCCAGCAGUUCAGGCUUUCGUGACGGAGAAGUUCGGCGCCAACGCAGGGUCGAAGAUGCUCAAGAUACUUGCUGGCGCGAUUGCUCUGGCGAAUCUGAAGAAUCUGCCUGGUCUCUGGCAUGUCCGAGUGCUACGAGGCAUCAUCUACCAGAUAUACUUCCAGAAGCGCGCGAUACCUCCCAAGUACGCAUUUGCGCCGAUGAUCACACAGUCUUACAACACCCUUUAUGAUACCGACUACAACCUCCACAAAUCGAACUCGACCUACUUCGCCGAUCUUGAUGUAGCACGUGCUCACUACGUCGGAGCCAUCAUUCGAACAGGACUUGCAAGAUUGAAUGCAGGCGAUCAAGAAGGUCUUCCCAAAUCGAACAUCGAAGCAAAGGGCAAAUAUGUCGUGGCACUAGGAGCGGUAAGCUGCUUCUUCCAGCGUCAGAUCGAACCCCUCCAACGCUUCGAAGUCUAUACAAGAGUGUUGAGUUGGGAUAGGAAAUGGUUGUACAUUGUAAGCCACAUCGUGAAGAAGGGCUCAAUCAAGCCAGAUUCAUAUGUGCUUCAACCAUGGAAGAAUAGAAGCAAGAGAAGCAAUGCGCAAAAGGAGCAGAAUGAAGACUUGAGCAAGCACAUCUUUGCGUCUAGCUUGGCGAGAUACGUGUUCAAGAAGGGUCGGCUUACAAUCAACCCAGAGAUUGUUCUUGAGCGAUCAAGAUUACUGCCGCCGAGGCCUGAGGGCAUUGGAUACCCACCCAGAGCGGAGGGGAACGCCUCCAAUGCCGCAACUCCCUUCACGCCAGCUACUCCUGCAGUCAACGGCGAGGCAUUGGGAACAGAUAUCUCAUCAGAGCUUAACUCGAAGCUCGCAGGCGUCAAGGGCGCUGAGGGUGAUGACUGGACCUGGGAGCAUAUGGAGAAGGAGCGCUUGCGAGGCCUUGAGCUCGCCAGCCAUUUUGAUGCUUUGAAUGGACUUCAUAAUGAGCUCAGGGCAGGAGAUGUUCUUGGAAAGUAUGGCGACUACUUUUGAGGAUGAUCUGGCGACUGUUACAUAUAGAAAGAUACCCGGCGUCGACGCCAAAUGCAUGCGGAUCGCACGAACACUGCGGCAGGAUG